AACCAAGCGGUUUCAGGAAGAAACUUUUUCAUUAGGCUACACACACACAGUGCGACACAUCCAACAUGGCGUUUCCAAAUAUGGGCGCCUUUACCAUGUUGUCGUUGGUUGUUUUGAUAACUCUAUUUCAUGGCGCAUACGGACAAGCAUGCACAUUCCACGAGUCUCACCACGGCGAUUGGUACUCUAUGGAAGUGGGUCGCGACACGUUCACGCUGGUGUCGGAGGAAAAGUGGGGGGACUACACGUGUGUGAGGAAGCACGAGCACCCCAGCCAAGUCGCUAAUGAGUUUCAGAAAGGCAUCAAUGUCACUAUGCUGAUCAAAGAAUCUGACACCUGCUUUGCUUGUUUAGAUGUUCUGUGGAGGACAGAGAAUAUUCUCCAAUACAGAAAAAGUGGAUGCUUCUCAAGUAACAGUGGCUUUGAGAGCCUGUGCAAAGGCAUCCGGAAACUUCCCAGUCAGAACGAAGUCAUAACUCUUUUCCGACAAACUCUGAAGACGGUGAACUGUAUCGACACCUGGGAGGGUGUCUACCAAUUCACCUACGAGGUGAACUGGGGUGGUGGCGGUAUCUGCGAUCACCCGGACAACCGACUCAAGGCCUGCCAGGACCCAGGCUCUGUCUACGUGGACAAUCAAGUGUUUCUCAUGACCUAUGCCAGGUGUCCUGGAGUUCAAACCUCAAAGUCAGAAACUAUCAGAUACCAGUGCAUGGGCAGCUGGUAUGCCCUCAUUGACGGAGAAGGCUACACGUUUGCUUCCAUUGCUGACACCGUAGAGAAAGACACCAGGGAAAAGUACAAGUGUUUGAUGACGAAGAGAGAUCAGAAGCAAGAAGACAACUCCAUCUCGUGGGGUAUGUCUCGCUUUGCCGACUGCAGCGCGCUGAACAGCGUGUACAGCUCUCCAGUGAGAUUGAGGCUGCACAGAGUGCCGCCCCAGACACCGUACGUAGCCCCUCAGUGUAGCAUGCCCAGAAACAUCUCCGGUGAGUGGUUCACGCAGGGCAUCCAGUUCAAGUCCCGAGUUGUGGUCAACGAGACGCACUUCCACUACUUCACGCAGAAGAACAAGUUUGAGUACGAGGAAACGUACCUGUCCUGCCAGCAGACCUUGGGCACACGCUACCUCAUGACCAAGUACAUUGUGGGAAAAUGCGAAGUGGACUUUGUUUGUUACGACAUCUUGCCGAGGCAUCAUGGGAUUGUUCGCUACAGAGUCGGCAAACCCUCGAGGCUGACAGAUGAUGAAAUCGCCGAUCCGACGUUCAUGGUGAAGAAGUUCAGAGAGGUAUGCAGCUGGCAGUCCUUCACCUUCAACCGCAACGAUACAGACUGGAAAUACGAAGUGCUGAUUUUGGAUCCCCCAUCGCCGGUGACCUGUCCUGUGGCCGGACGGUACAGUUUUGUGCAAAACGCUAACGGCUUUCUGGAGAAGUACAUGACCCGUAUUCGGGGCGUGACCGUCAAGCCUCGUGUACAGGUCAACUGUCGCAUCAUCGUGUCGGAGCUCAAGUCCUGCAGCCAGGACAGGUCGAGGAUUGAGAUUGAUGAAGAAUACUGCGAGAGUGUGGACUACAGGGGGAGACCGAUUGGAGAAUAUGAUGAGCCGGACCACAUCCUGACCUGUGUUGGUUUCUGGAUGGAAGACAUGAAGUCUUACAUGAUCACGUAUGACGAGGAGGACGCCAUCUCCAGAUUCCGGUGUUGGGUGUACGAGCGCAUCAGCUGGACUGAACUGUCUCUGUCUCGUAGCCAGACGGCGAGAUGCCAGCGGGCCCAGAACGCGACCAGCUACAUGUUGGAAGGCACUGGCCUACAGAUGGUGCUCACGGAGAAUGAGAGACUUUUUGACGACUGCCCUCAGCGAUUUGACCCUGGCCUGAAUCCGCAUAUGCGACCAACAGUGAUAUACGUUCUCAGCUCCGCCCCACAGAUCUCUUCUCUCGGGGUACUGGCGAUCUUCAGCGCAUUUUUAGUUGCCAGUUUACUUUAAUGUUUGGGGAAUUUCUCUGAAGAGGUGCGAUUGAUUCAAGUGUUUAUGUGUGUAAUUCUCUGUGUGUGUGUGUGUGUGUGUGUGUAUGUGUGUGUGUUUGAUGAUUGCUCUGCAGAAUAGGGAUGGGCUGGUACCGGUACCCAGACCAGAACUCCCGGUUCUACCGAAGGAGAUGUCAGUACUGGCACCUGGCCUCCGGUACCGGCCUUGGGAAGGAGCUGACACCAACGACCAAUGGUUUUUUACAAGGCCACGGAAAGUGUGCUGUGUGUAGGCCAAGGCCUAGCAGCUGUGACGUCAGAUGCACAACGCAGCGGGUAACUUUGAUAAAUGACUUCAGAUUGAAAAUUGACAAUCAAAAAUGAAGUUUGCUUAAAUUUAGAUAGGGCAUCAAAUCAGGUUCCUCGAGAGCCACUUUGUUUGUAUUGAUAUGCUGAUUCCGAAAAUGAAAUCAAUUUUUAGCGCAAUGAAUAUUUUAAAAAUUCUGCUUGCAGAGUUUAAUCCCGGGCGGCAGCAAACUUCAAAGGUAUUUUGCGUCAUAGUUCGUCCCUCCAAUUCUUACUUGUGUUUGUGCCGGGGGGGGGGGGAUGGUUGUGGUGACGCGAGACGCACAGUCUGUGACGUCAGCUCCUGGUGUCACUCCCAGUACUGGUACCGGUACUGACGGUAGGGUGCCAAGAAAGUACCGACACUGGGUUUUGCCGGUACUGCUCAGCACUACUGCAGAAUGGUGGUAUGUUGUGUAUAUAGGUCAAAAGUGUCACAUGGUGUGUGUGGUUGUGUGUGUGUGUGUGUGGUGCACAAGCCAAAAGUUUUUACUCUGUAAAUAUUGCGUUAGCGAGAAUGGUCAUGUUGGAUGUGUGUGUAAUGUACGCUAUAGUCUUUUUAAUCUGGAAGUAUAAAUUGUCUGAAGGCAAAACAGCUGAUUACUGUAUAUAGUAUUCAUUCCCUGUGGUUGUUUUGUUUUUUUUCUGUCACAAAUGAAAGCUAGGACAUAGUUUUGCAAUAGUCAAGAAAAAUAUUUCGUAAAAAAAUCGUUAAGCUGCUAACAGACCACUUUUUGGGAGAACAAGAACGUUUUUUGUAAUGAUCUUUGAUUCAACUUGUUGAUUUGAAUAAGCAAUUAUGUGAGGGUUUUUUUUUCACAUUCCUAUCUUUUUUCCAAUGUAAUUUGAUGGCUGGCCCUGUAAACAAAACCACCUUUGUAUUUUGCCAUAAAUUUUGUCGCAUGCUGUCCCGUUAAUGUGUUGUGUUCCCGUCGGAAGUGUUCACUCCUGCCCUUCUGCCGUGUAAGUGAGUAUAGAGAGUGCUCAUCCAAGAAUGUCAGUAGUAACCUGAACCUACCUGACAAUUCAAUGUAUCCGUAGUCAACUGAAGAAUAUACACAGUUAUUUGACCAAUUUACUUAUGUCCUUUUCUGAUGUGGAAACGGAGAUGAGUGUGCCUUGUUGAUGAUUCUGAGAACAAGUACGCCAGGUUGAAGCCUCGGACUAUGAUACAACUGUAGCUGGAUUGGAUCUGAUUUUGUAAAUUUCUUGUGGCUCUCUUGCUCUGUUUAUUUCUGAAAGUGCUAUCUAUCCCUUCAGUAAAAUGCUCAUAUCUGCUCCAUUGUUCUUUCGUGGAUUUUUUUUUUUUUAAAUUGAGAAAUGCAAAACUUGAUUUCUUUCUUCGUCUUUAUAUCAUGCUGUACUGUGCACUGUUUGCACUUAUGUGAGAAUAUACUCCACAAUCAGUACCAAUGGAUACUCAUUUAUUUUAGCCCUAAGGGGUGUGAACUCGUAUCUACACUCCUGUUUCUUUCUCGUUAUAUUAUUACGAUUAAUUUCUUUCUUUUGGUAACCGUGUUAUUCUACUGACAUUCCUACUUUCUUUUCCCUUAUAUUUUUUUUGUCAUAAUUUGGUUGGUUGGUUUCAUACUGCUGAGCGAAUCUUCAAGACAUCGCCUUCUUUGCUGCGGUAAGCUGACAAAACGCCUUUUUUUUUCUUCACAGCAGUUUUGAGAAAAAGAGGGUUUUUUUUUGUCAGCAUAACCAUUUUAAAUUAGAGUGAUUCCGAAAUUUAAAUUUGAAUUUAUUUUAGUAAAAAAACUAGCCGCAGUUUCACUUUGAUUUUUUCACACAAGUAGUAGAAGGGUAACUGAUCAAGCUUCCGAUUUAGCAAGUAAAAAAUGUUGGCAUCAAAAUGAAAAAAGGCGUUAUGUCAGCUUAUGGCAGUAUGGCCCAUGCCUGGUGCGGGUGUUGUGGUGGUUUAUGUGGGAGUCUGUCUAGCUCACCUGAUAACACUUUACUUACGCCAGGGAAGCACUCGCUCACUGUCCUGUGUUGAUUGAGCCAUAUUACUAAGACUUGACCUAAUGAUUUGAUACUGCGAGUCCGUGAAUUACUAUACCUUGUUAGUGGAGCCAUGCAUAGCAUAUCAUAUAUCUAAGAGUUAUUAUUAACCUACUAAUCAGGGAUGCCAAGUCUCCGUUUUUUUCCGGCUUUUUCCGUGUUUUUUUUCAUCCACUUGCAAAGGAAAGGGGAAUGGUAAGAGAAAUGUUUUUGUUUGUUCAUUUAAAGAUUUUACAAGGUUCGUUUUAGGUGAGGUGUGAUGUCCACUCAUUUUCAUGGGGGGUUUUUUCUAAAAUUUUUGGCAUCCCUGACUAAUGCUUUGUUACGACAAGUCUGAAUUCUUUGUACAAAGUCAUGCAAGAACUGUGUGAGUAAUGGUGUGGUGUUGGGAAAGUAUGUUACGGUGAAUGUGUCGUGUAUGUCUGUGUUGCUGUGUUUCUCUGUCUGUUCAAGCCAAACACACCAAGUGUGGCCUCAAUGACAUUAUCUCUACCACAGCUGUGGGACAAGUAUAGCCUGAGCCAGGGCCACUGUGUAGACAAAUAUUGUUAUCUUCUGGCUGCGAUGCUACAGCGCAGGACGGAUAAUGUUUGAGAAUUGUAUCAGUGUCACAUUGGGAUGGUUUUGGUUUCUCUUAGGGUUUUCCAAGGGGUGGUUAUUCUUAGGGUUAAUUAAGGAAUGGUUUCUUUGAGGGUUAGAAAAGGGUUAGGCGAGGGAUGGUUUCUGUUAAGGUUAGGCAAGGGAUGGUUUCUGUUGGGGUUAGAAGAGUGUUAGCAGGGUCCUCACCAGGUCGGGAAAAAGUCGUGAAUUUUGUGAUGGGUCGAUAAGUCAGGAAAGGAUAGGGUCUGGAGGCUAGGGAUGGUUUCUUUGAGGGUUAGGCGAGGGAUAGUUGUUCAUCCUUACCUGUCAUCCAUUCCUUUCCUGCGCUCAGUUCUCACUGACUCAUUGCUUCUACACUGGCUCUGGUGUUGGACUCGGGCUUGAAGUACGUCUUGUUGACACCGUCGGCUUAUAGGCCUUGUUCCCAGCAAAUAUCUGAAAUGUAAAAAAAAAACCCCGCAAAAACCAUCACUUUGGCGCCGUUGAGCUGAUGACAAAAUAUUCUUAUCCCUUCUCAAUAUGAUGAAUAGAAUUAGAGAUCUUCAUGUAAAAGAAAAACGGACGAUGUAUAUGUGAAGUAAAUGCAAAGUUUUGUAACUUUAGGAUAAGGUUACCUUAUUCCACACAGUUUGUUUUAGUCAAGCAACCCUAUACUUAGGUACGUUUGAUCCAAAGUAAGUUUGUAAAUGUCAAUCCUGCUUUAGGUCUAUUUACAAAUACAAUUAUAUUUUUUUUCUAUGAACUGGUCCAAUUUUAUGAUGGAAUUGAAAAAAAAUAUAUUUUACAAGGAAAGUGACCUACCCAGUGUACUUUAAAGUCAUCUGUGGCUCUACAAUAGAGCUGUAAGAUUGGCGCUCAUAUGACUAUAUGCAGUUGCGAGUGCCGUAAAACCCUCUACUAUAAAAAAAAAAGAGCUGUAAGUGGAACUGUGAACUUUAUUUUACAAUGUUGAAAAUGUGUGCCUGUCACUGUCAAUGUGUUGGAAUGUGACAAGUUUGUUGGUGUAAGAUUGUGAGCUUAGUACAGUAUAUAUGAUAUGGUGAAUGAUGGUCACAAGUUGUUAUGCAUGCAUUAUCGUGUCAGGAUGUGAUGAGGAAGAGGACGGUACUGGUAUCUCGUAUCGUUUGCUUGUUUGUUGCUGACAGUGACUAUAGUCGAUAAGACUUACAUUCCAAAACAUUCAUCGUGUUGUGAAUAGUGAUUAUAGUGUCAUACACUUGUAUUUUUAUAAAAUGCUUUAUUCUGUAAUAUAGUACAAGGUUUAGAAUGAAAAUGCCAUCUGUCUUAUGAUGUGUCAAAUUUUUCACUCAUUCUUGGUUGUGUCUUCAUACAAUGGUUUGCAGCCAUGUUCUUUGAAAGCAAUGUUAUACUAAAAAAUACAUGGUUCUGUUAAUGAGUUGCGUUUCUUUUCACCCAUCAAACAGAUGCCUUCUUUCACAUUCUGUCCAGCUAAUAUAUGACAUCUUGCUACCUUAAAAUUACAUCGUUCUAUCCGCUCAGUACCUACUUUUGAGAAAUUUGACGUUGAAAAUUUUGAGUUUCACAAGUCAAGCUAAUUCGAAUAAUGCAAUUCCUUUGAAUAUCUUGAAAACAACUUCAAAUAAUCUUACGAUUUUGAUAGAGCAGAUAGUACAUUAAUUGGUUUCUGACCUCAUGGUCUUAGUAGUAUCUCAAAACAGCCAAAAACGUCAGAUAGAAAUUUGCAAUUCUAGGGUAGCGAUCUGUUGUUUGUUGUUUGCUCUUUUCUGUUUUCAUUGAAAGAGGUUUUCCCUAGCCUUUGGCAGUCAGAAAAACAUCAACGCUGGUGGAGUUGGCCCUCAAACUCUCAAUUACUUAACACUUUGUCAUAGGGAAAGAGGUUUGGUUCCUCUUUAAAAGUGGUCUGUAGUGACAAGUUCCAAAGUACCUUAGAGCAAAAAA
Molecule: messenger RNA, 6847 nt
Organism: Aplysia californica (California sea hare)
Lineage: Eukaryota; Metazoa; Mollusca; Gastropoda; Aplysiida; Aplysiidae
Exons: 14
Coding region: 66-1997 (643 amino acids)
Source: RefSeq, a predicted model, not a curated record